Molecule: messenger RNA, 3064 nt
Organism: Vanessa tameamea
Lineage: Eukaryota; Metazoa; Arthropoda; Insecta; Lepidoptera; Nymphalidae
Gene: rush
Product: pleckstrin homology domain-containing family F member 2
Exons: 9
Coding region: 37-936 (299 amino acids)
Biological process (GO): endosome organization; endosome to lysosome transport
Cellular component (GO): early endosome
Molecular function (GO): metal ion binding; phosphatidylinositol binding
Source: RefSeq, a predicted model, not a curated record
ACUAAAUGAGGGUGGCAACAUUGUCAACAAACAUGAAUGACACAUUUUUCUCAUCUUUAUCGUGUCUCUGUACUGUGUAAACUGAAUAAAAAUUCGAUAAUGGUGGACCGCUUAGUAAAUAGUGAAGCCAAUGCUAGAAGAAUCGCUAUGGUGGAAAACUGCUUCGGCAGUUCGGGACAGCCAUUAGCAGAACAGGGCCGAGUGCUUGUAGGUGAAGGUGUCCUAACAAAAAUGUGUCGGAAAAAGCCCAAAGCUCGUCAGUUUUUCCUAUUCAAUGACAUACUUGUAUAUGGCAACAUAGUAAUAAACAAAAAGAAGUAUAACAAACAACAUGUUAUACCUCUGGAGGAAGUCAAAUUGGAAUCACUAAAAGAUGAAGGGCAAUAUCGCAAUGGUUGGUUGAUCCGGACUGCAUCUAAAUCUUUUGCUGUGUAUGCUGCCACGGCAACAGAAAAAGAGGAAUGGAUGGCCCACAUAGAGAAAUGUAUAGAGGACUUGCUAAGAAAGAGUGGGAAACAACCACCAUCAGAACAUGCAGCAGUGUGGGUGCCAGACAAUGAAGCCGCCAUUUGCAUGCACUGCAAGAAGACACAGUUCACUGUUCUUAACAGAAGGCAUCACUGUCGCAAGUGUGGCUCGGUCGUGUGCGGGCCGUGCUCGUCCAAGCGGUACGUGCUGCGCGGGCAGAGCGAGAAGCCGCUCCGCGUGUGCCUGCAGUGCUACGACGAGCUCACCCGCGACCGCGCGCGCCCCGCGCAGCCGCCCGCGCCCAUGAAAGCUGAAAUCACGGGUGCAGGUUCCGGCGGCGACUCCUCGGGAGACGACGACAGUGACGACGACGACGACCGAGUGCAGCCCGACCAGAAACAUGACGAGGGUUUUACAAGUUAUAACGGUGUGAAAAACGGAUUCGGAAAUAAAGUCACAACAGUAUAGUACAUGUUGAUAUUGUCCAAAGUUCUACAGUGACGGUGAAAAGACUGAAGAAACUAAUAACCAUUCGUCCAAGGAUACCAAGUAAAGAAAUAAGCAACAAUGUCCCAGUACAGGAUAUGUAAUUUACAUAAAUUAUUAUAAUUUUACACUUUAGUAAUAAUAUUGCCGUGGGCUACGUCGUUAUGAAAAUGCAACCCAAAAGCUUCAUUCUAAUAUACACAGAAUUAAUUAAAUUAAAAGAAAUAACAGAUAAUAUAAAAUAUAAUCAUAUCAGCCACAGAUUAUGUUACUGUCUGCCAAUAUACAGAAGAAAAAAAUGAUUUUUAUUAAGAAUAAUGAUUUAUUGAAUAGAUCAUAUUAUAAUAUAGUAUUAUUUGGUAAAAAAUAUGAAAAAGACAGAGGAUAUAAUAAAAGUUAUUUAUCUUAUAUGAUUUGGUCGGUAUGUAGAAGUGUUUGUGGUAAGUUUUUUUAAAGUAAAUUUAUGUGGUUAUUUUUAAUAAACUACGUAUUAAUAAUAACAUCGUAGUGUCUAUUAGUGUAUGUGAUAUCAUCACCGAAAUGAACACCGAGAUGGCCUUCUACUUUAACAUUAGAUAGAAUUUUCUAUGUAUUUUAUAAAUCCAGUGAGUUCAACCGAUAUAAUAUAUUUUUAUAUAAAAAAUCAUUUCAAUAACAUUUUUUCUAGAUGUAAAUAAAUAUAAAAUGCUAAACAGCUUUAAAACGCUCAAAUAUAUUCUGAACGGGCAUCGUUUCUAAUUUAAUUCAUAUUAUUUAUUUACUUUAUGUUUACACUUGUGAGUUUCGCUCAUAAAACUAUGCUAUUAAUAUAUAUUAAAGUAAAGUUAUGUUAUAAUGUUGAACAACUUUGUUAUAAACAGAUUAUGGCCUUUUUUCAUGAAAAUGAAGGUUUUUUAUAAAUGCACAACUUAAUUUUGAAAUGACAACUUACAGAAUGACAUAAAGUAAGUUCUAAUUGUAAUCUCAUAAUAUAUCAAGGCAAUCAGGUAAAUAAAUUUGUUAGAUUUGAAGCAAUUUUAUAUCAGGAUAAACAAAUUGGUAAGUAUGAAUAUUAUAUGAAACUCGUAGGUUUUUCCAAUGACUAACCCCUCAAAUAUGUUGACUGUGUUGAAUUGUUCAAUAUUCAGGGAUAUUAGACAUAUCACAAUACAAAAUAAAUCAAAUUUAUAUAAUCCUUUACAAGCAUUUAUCUAACUUAAUUUAUUAAACCAGUUGAACUAACUGAUUGAGCUGAAAUUUUGCAUACACCUGUUGGUAUACUAUACUAAUAUUCAUUUAUUUUAAUACAUGAACAACAUUUUUAUUUUGGAUAAUUUUGAAACUAAUAUUUGAACUAAAAUUAGUCACUACAAUUUGUUUGAUUUAAUUUUAUGUCAUGUGGAAUUAAAGGUUUGGUUAUCUAAUCUAUUGAUAAUAAUAAAAUCGAAACAACACAAGUGUAAACAUUACCAAUCAUGGUUCUAACACAUUAACAUUGCUGAGCUUAGACAAACACAUUCGAUUCGAAUUAAAGCAAUUUCGAUCGUCUUCUAUCAACUUUGAUCGCGUCCAAUCAAAUACUUAUGACAUACAUUUUGGUGUUACAAGCGAAUACGUCGAUCGAUGUGCAAGUUGUCUAGGUCCGGUGGUUAGGCUUAGUCAUUUAUGUCAAUACAUAUUUAAUACUUUACAUGAGUUAGCCUAUUAUAUUAUAAACUUUUUAAUAUAGUUCAUAUUUUGCUAUUACGAUUGUUGAAUUUUAUUAUAUGGUUUACAUAAUGUAUGUAGUUUAAAUUGCAUUCAUUUAUAAAUCGUUUAUGUAAUAUUUUGUAUGUAUAUUAGGAAAAAUAGUAAGUAAGAGGUGCAUUGAUUAUAUUAUGUAUAUUGUUUCGUAUGAAACCGUUACAUUAUUAAUUUAAGGUAUUUUUUCAUAUUAGAUAUAGUUUGUUUGAAAAAAUUUGUUCGCAAAAAUUCUAAAAUAAGGUCACGGUUUAAUUAUUUAUAAUCAUAACAUAGGCCUAAAAUGUUAACACGUCGAGAGCGUACUGUUACUGUUAUUUUUCGAAAAACUAAGCGAAAUAUAACAUUAUUGUUUAAUAUUCGGUUGACAAAUAUACAAUAAUAUUUUUUA